Salvelinus sp. IW2-2015 is the source of this 2861-nucleotide messenger RNA. NCBI's taxonomy places the organism in Eukaryota, Metazoa, Chordata, Actinopteri, Salmoniformes, Salmonidae. The record is from RefSeq and is a predicted model, not a curated record.
AGAAACCCUGGGUGAGAUAGAGUACAGACACUAGCCCACAGGAGAAACCCUGGGUGAGAUAGAGUACAGACACUAGCCCACAGGAGAAAAACAUACCUUUAUUACAGCAUACUCCCUCUCUCCCAAAAUCCUCCCCUGUCUCCCAGGCCUUUUAUCCCUCUCAGAGAGCCCUCCCUGGGGUCAUGCCUAUCCUACUCAAUGCCGACGCCUCCUUCAGCUCCAAGCAGGAGCUGCUGGACCUCCAGGACAGCCCCAUGGGCCCCUCCCUAGAGACACCCAGCCCCGUGGACUCUCAGGAGGACAGCCCAGUGGGUUUAGGCCCCGGCAGCGCCGCUGGAAAUGCACCCGCGGAGACCCCACUGCCUGGACAGCUUUACACGGGCCUAGCACCCGCGGAGACCCCACUGGGCCUCACAUUCAUCCCCGCAGACUCAGAAGGGCUGUGUGGCUGGGGGGCUCUGACGCCCCGAGUCAUCCAGACCUUCAACACCCCUCGCUGGGUACUGUUCUUCCUGUGUGUGGCCUCCUUCCUCCAGGGCAUGAUCAUCAACGGCUUCAUCAACACCGUGGUGACCUCCAUAGAGAGGCGCUUUGACCUGCGUAGCUACCAGACCGGGCUCAUCGCCAGCUCCUACGACAUCGCUGCCUGUGUGUGCCUGGCCUUCGUCAGUUACUUUGGUGGGACGGGGCACAAGCCUUGCUGGCUGGGCUGGGGGGUGCUGGUCAUGGCGCUAGGAUCUCUUGUGUUCGCCCUGCCUCACUUCACCACUCCCCCGUACCAGGUAAGCAUGACUGAGCGGACAGGGGUGUGCACGGGGAACCGUACCAGCCCGUGCCAUGAGAGGGAGGGCGGGGGCCUGUCCAGCUACCGCUUUGUCUUCAUGCUGGGCCAGUUCCUGCACGGGGUGGGAGCCACGCCCCUCUACACUCUGGGCGUCACCUACCUGGACGAGAACGUCAAGUCCAGCUACGCUCCGGUGUACAUCGGGAUCUUCUAUACAGCAGCCAUCAUGGGUCCAGCAGCAGGGUACCUUCUAGGAGGAUACUUCCUCAACAUCUACACAGAGAUCCACAUGAUGACGGAGCUGACUCCAGAGAACCCUCUGUGGGUGGGGGCCUGGUGGAUUGGCUUCCUGGCAGGAGGUGCAGCAGCGCUGGUCGUCGCCGUGCCCAUCCUGGGUUACCCACGCCAACUACCAGGCUCUCAGAAGUAUGUGUCCAUGCGUGUGUCUGAGGCCCACCAGCUGAAAGAUGGCAGUCAGGCCAGUGCAUCAGACCCUCAGUUUGGGAAGUCAGUGAAAGACAUGCCUAGGUCAGUGUUGCUCCUGCUGAAGAACCCUCCCUUCCUCUUCCUGUGUCUGGCGGGGGCCACAGAGGCCACCCUCAUCGCUGGCAUGUCCACCUUCGGCCCCAAGUUCCUCGAGUCUCAGUUCAGCCUGAGUGCGUCUGAGGCAGCCACCUGGUUUGGCUACAUGGUGGUACCCGCGGGUGGGGGGGGCACUUUCCUGGGCGGCUACAUCGUGAAGAAGCUGAACCUCCGUUGCCGUGGCAUCAUUAGGUUCUGCAUGGUGUGUGCCAUCAUCAGUCUUCUUGCCAUCUUCAUCUUCCUCAUCCACUGUCCCAACAUCCCCAUGGCCGGGGUGACUUCGCCCUACCGCAGCAACCUGCCACCGGGCCAUCAGUACAAUGAACAGUACUAUGAGCCAGUCCGCAACAGUGUUACUCGGCUGCAGCUGUGUGGUGGGGAACGUCAACAUCGCGGGCAGGAGGGUCUGGCUCUGGAUGGGGAAGUGCACCAGCUCCUUGUAGUCCAUGCCAGCCUUCCUCACUUCCUCUCAUCGUCAUCUUUCUUCACCUUCCUGUUAGUAUCCCCGCCUUCCACUGCUACCUUCAGAACCCUCACUGCUACCCUCAGGUGUGUCCCAGACAGCCAGAGGUCCUUUGGACUGGGAAUCCAGUGGAUCGUGGUGAGAAGUCUAGGUGGGAUCCCAGGCCCGAUAGCGUUUGGCUCUGUGAUCGACAUCUCAUGCCUGCUGUGGCAGGACCAGUGUGGAGAGCAGGGCUCCUGCUACCUCUACCAGAACUCUGCCAUGAGCCGCUAUACACUGAUCGCUGGCAUCAUCUACAAGGUUCUUGGCACGAUGUUCUUCCUGCUGGCCAGUGUUCUGUACAARCCCCCUCCAGAGUCGCCCCAGAGCAGCUGUGAGAGCACCGACCACGGGGCAGGGAACAGCGGGGGAGAGACGGGGGACCUCUCCAUCAAGGACCUUCCGCCAAAAAUAAUCUCAAAUGUACACGCCAGGUUAUGAUGACUUCAGACCCCACCCACAUCUCACCGCGCGUGUGUGUGUGUGUGUGUGUGUGUGUGUGUGUGUGGGUCGUGCCACUGCGUCCUCAAUGACUGCCAACCCGUGCCCAUCUCAUGGCCACUCCCAUCACACAGACACAUCCCCCCCAGGGCAAGGCAUGUCUGCUCCACCUACUCAGCCCAACUUCAUCCCAUGGGCUUGCCCUCCAUCACCUCCCUGCCAGCCCACUGAACUUGGGGUUUGUGUGAUGUGAUGAAAGACUUAGACCAGGGUCACAGAUAGGGUCAGAGGUUAUUCUGAGAAGUAGGAAAGUCUCCUGAUGGCUUUGGGGAUUUAAACCACUGAAAAGACMCACUUYAACCUCUCUGGGAUAUGUGGGACGCUAGYGUCCCACCUGGCCAACAUCCAGUGAAAAUGCAGAGCGMCAAAUUCAAAUAAAUUACUAUAAAAAUUWWACUUUCAUGAAAUCACAYAUUCAAUAUACCAAAUUAAAGCGACACUUGUUGUGAAUCCAGCCAACGUGUCAGAUUUCAAAAAUGCUUUACGGCGAAA